AUGGCUGGAUCCAGGGGUUCAGCAUGCUCCAUGCCAGCUUGUGAUGGGAAAAUUAUGAAAGACGAGAGGGGAAGAGACAUAACGCCUUGCGAAUGUAGAUUCAAGAUAUGUAGAGAUUGUUUCUUAGAUGCACAGAAAGAAACAGGUCUGUGUCCGGGCUGCAAGGAACCGUACAAAACUGCAUCUGGUAAUGAUGGUAAUGAAGGAUUUGAAGGGGGCAUGGUGGAAACUUCUGACAAACCUUGGAGGCCUCUUAGCCGAGAAAUACCUAUCCCAAAUAGCAUAAUUAGUCCUUAUAGGUUAUUGAUUGCUGUUCGGUUUAUAAUCAUGAUCUUUUUCUUGAUAUGGAGAUUACAGCAUCCGAAUGAGGAUGCUAUAUGGCUUUGGUUCAUGUCAGUUGUUUGCGAGUUAUGGUUCUUUUUCUCAUGGAUUCUGGAUCAAGUUCCAAAACUCAGACCAAUUAACCGCUCCAUUGAUCUUGAUCUUCUAUAUGAGAAAUUUGACAGGCCAUCGCCUUCUAAUCCAACUGGACGCUCUGACCUCCCUGGAGUUGAUUUCUUUGUAUCCACGGCAGAUCCUGAAAAGGAGCCUCCACUUACGACAGCCAAUACAAUUUUAUCUAUUCUAGCUGUAGACUAUCCAGUGGAGAAGAUUGCUUGUUAUGUCUCGGAUGAUGGAGGUGCUCUCCUUACUUUUGAGGCAAUGGCUGAGGCAUGUAGCUUUGCUGACUUGUGGGUGCCAUUUUGUAAGAAACAUGAAAUUGAACCUCGUAAUCCAGACUCAUAUUUUAGCUUAAAGGGGGACCCUACUAAAAACAAGAAGAGAUCAGACUUUGUUAAAGAUAGGCGAAGAGUGAAAAGGGAGUACGACGAGUUUAAGGUAAGGAUUAAUGGGCUUCCUGAUUCCAUCAGGAGAAGAUCAGAGGCAUUUAACGCGAGGGAGGAGAUGAAAAUGAUUAAGCAGAAGAGGGAAAGUGGUGGAGAUCCAUUAGAGCCCAUUAAGGUAAAAAAAGCAACCUGGAUGGCAGAUGGGACACACUGGCCAGGAACAUGGACUUCCCCUUCAGCUGAUCAUGCCAAAGGAGAUCAUGCAGGGAUCCUACAGGUUAUGUUAAAGCCUCCUAGUAGUGACAUUUUAUUGGGGGAGUCUGAUGACAAUCUCAUUGACUUCUCGGAUGUUGACACAAGACUUCCAAUGUUUGUGUACGUGUCUCGUGAGAAACGACCUGGAUAUGACCAUAACAAGAAAGCUGGAGCAAUGAAUUGCCUAGUGAGGGCGUCAGCAAUACUUUCAAACGGACCCUUUAUGCUCAAUCUUGACUGUGAUCAUUACGUUUACAACUGCAAAGCUGUUCGUGAAGGUAUGUGUUUCAUGAUGGACAGGGGCGGGGAGAAUAUCUGUUACAUUCAGUUUCCACAGAGGUUUGAAGGGAUUGAUCCUUCAGAUAGGUAUGCUAAUCAUAAUACUGUGUUCUUUGAUGGCAAUAUGCGUGCACUUGAUGGCGUCCAAGGGCCAGUAUAUGUCGGAACAGGAACAAUGUUUAGGAGAUUUGCUUUGUAUGGUUUUGAUCCUCCAGAUCCUGACAAGUUACUCCAUAAAGAGACAGAUGCAACAUCACCGGAGACACAACCACUAAAUCCUAUGGAUUUCGACCCUGAUCUUGAUCCAAACCUAUUACCCAAGCGUUUUGGAAACUCUACAAUGCUUGUUGAUUCUCUUCCAGUAGCAGAGUUUCAUGCUCGGCCUAUUGCUGAUCAUCCUGCAGUAAAGUAUGGGCGUCCCCCAGGCGCUUUAAGGCCACCGCGUCAACCACUGGAUGCCACUGCUGUUGCUGAAGCGGUUUCUGUCAUCUCUUGUUGGUACGAAGACAAGACCGAAUGGGGUGACAGAGUGGGAUGGAUUUAUGGAUCAGUGACAGAAGAUGUGCUGUCAGGGUACCGCAUGCAUAAUCGUGGGUGGCGUUCAGUAUACUGCAUCACAGAUCGUGAUGCCUUCCGUGGAUCAGCUCCUAUAAAUCUCACUGACAGGCUACACCAAGUGCUUCGUUGGGCUACAGGUUCAGUAGAAAUCUUCUUCUCUAGAAACAAUGCAUUUUUCGCUUCAAAGCGCCUUAAAUUUCUUCAACGUCUAUCCUACCUGAAUGUUGCCAUCUAUCCAUUCACCUCCGGAUUCCUAGUCCUCUACUGUUUUCUCCCUGCCCUCUCCCUAUUCUCAGGACAAUUCAUCGUUCAAAAUGUCAAUGUUGCUUUCCUAUCAUAUCUCCUAGUAGUCACCAUAUGCUUAAUAUCCCUUGCCCUCUUAGAAGUAAAAUGGUCUGGAGUAGGCCUAGAACAGUGGUGGAGAAACGAGCAAUUUUGGCUCAUUUCUGGAACCAGUUCUCACUUGGCCGCGGUGGUACAAGGCCUUCUCAAAGUCAUUGCGGGAAUUGAAAUCUCAUUCACCCUCACUGCCAAGUCUGCAUCAGAAGAUGAUGAUGACAUUUACGCGGAUCUCUAUUUAGUAAAAUGGACUUCCCUCAUGAUCCCCCCCAUUGUCAUUGCAAUGGUGAACAUGAUUGGCAUUGUUGUGGCACUAAUUAGAACCGUUUAUAGUACUACCCCUUCAUGGAGCAAGUUCAUAGGUGGUGCUUUCUUUAGUUUCUGGGUGCUUGCUCAUUUAUACCCUUUCGCCAAAGGCCUGAUGGGCAGGAGAGCAAAGACGCCUACCAUUGUCUAUGUCUGGUCCGGUUUGAUUGCAAUCACACUGUCUUUACUGUGGGUUGCUGUUAACCCUGAUGCCGGUCCAUCCAAUCAAGCGGCUGGAGGUGAUGGUUUUCAGUUCCCAUAG
Daucus carota subsp. sativus is the source of this 2826-nucleotide messenger RNA. RefSeq names its product cellulose synthase-like protein D4. Gene Ontology annotation, biological process: cellulose biosynthetic process; plant-type primary cell wall biogenesis. The record is from RefSeq and is a predicted model, not a curated record. Gene Ontology annotation, molecular function: cellulose synthase (UDP-forming) activity. Lineage: Eukaryota; Viridiplantae; Streptophyta; Magnoliopsida; Apiales; Apiaceae. The transcript has 4 exons. Gene Ontology annotation, cellular component: plasma membrane; trans-Golgi network. Bases 1 to 2826 code for a protein of 941 amino acids.